GACGGUGGCAGCCGAGGCGAGAGGAUGAAAGGCGAGGGAGGGGAGACAGGUAGCCUGAAGGGGAAGGAACGAAGUGGGCGUGGCUAGGUAGAGACGCCAUAAGCGGCGAGCCAACCAUAGCCGGCGUAUGUGUCGGAAGGAGGGGCUCUCUUCCGGACUAUUGGUGGAGCCGAUUGUCUUUUAAGGAGGCGAGAGGAUGAAAGGCGAGGAAAGGGAGACAGGUAGCCUAAGGGAUGGUGAAGGAAUAGACGGGACCAAGUGGGCGUGGCUAGAGAGGGAAACGCCAGGUGGGCCAAUGACAGCCGGCGCCCUUGACGGGAGGAGGGGCUCUCUUCCGGUGUAUUGGCGGAGCUGGAUGUCUUUUACAGAGGCGAGAGGUUGAAAAGCGAGGGAGGGGAGACAGAUAGCCUGAAGGGGGGGUGGAAUAGAAGGGACCAAGUGGGCGUGGCUAGGGAGAGGAGCCAUAAGCGGCGAGCCAAUCACAGCCGGCACCCUUGACGGGAGAAGGGGCUCUCUGCCAAUCUAUUGGUGGAGCCGGGUGUCUUUUACGAAAGCGAAGGAGGGGAGCGAGCGAGUAUUUGUGAGUGCGUCCGUUGAGAGGAGAGGGGAGCGCGCGCGGCUGGUCGGCCGUUGGGUCACGUGUUGUUUUGCUCUCGGCGGCGGAGCCUGAGGAGGAGGAGGAGGCGACGUCCGUGGUCCUGAAAGGAAGCUGGGGAACAGGUGCCGCCCUGGAGCAGGCUGUGGCGGUGCGGAGGAAGGAUGGCCAGGCCCUCGGGGACGACGACAACGACGGAGACGCCGCCUCACAACAACAACCACCAAAAUAACAAUAACAACCCUGCUCCUGCUUCUCCUGCGCCGCCAACUGAAGAGGCAGUGCCGCCUCCUCCUCCUGGGGUCCAGAAGAGUGGCUACUUGAGGCGGCACAACAAGCAUGGCCACCGGCGCUUCUUCGUCCUGCGGGCGCCUCCCGAGCCCUCCUCAUCUGCCCGCCUUGAAUACUACGAGAGCGAGAAGAAGUGGAGGGGAAAGGCGGCCUCCUCCUCGCCGUCGUCGAAGCGUUGCCUGUUGCUGGGAUCAUGCCUGGCGGUACACAAGCGUGCUGACGCCCGGCACAAGCACCUGAUCGCCCUCUACACCCGCGAGGAGUACUGGGCCUUGGCGGCGGAGAGUGAGCAGGAGCAGGAGGCCUGGUACCAGGCCAUCGCACAGAUCCUUCGCAGCCGCGGAGCUCCAGCCUCCCUCUCCCCAGCAGAGGACCGCAGCGAGGAAGAGGAGGACGAGCCAGGCUCCUACAGCGAGGUGUGGCAGGUGUCAGUGCGGGCAAAGGGCCUGGGCCAGAGCCGGCAGCUCUCGGGGCUUCACCGCCUGUGCCUGGCCACGCAGACAGUGGCCCUGGUGCGGCCCAACUGCCGGCGCCCCAGCGCCUCCCUCCAACUCAUGAACAUUCGGCGCUGCGGUCACUCGGACAGCUUCUUUUUCAUGGAGCUGGGCCGCUCAGCCUUCACGGGGCCUGGGGAGCUCUGGAUGCAGGCCGACGAUGCUGUGGUGGCCCAGAACAUCCACGAGACCAUCCUGGAGGCCAUGAAGGCCCUGCGAGGGGAGCCUCACGAGUUCCGGCCCAGGAGCAAGAGCCAGUCCUCCGCUUCCUCUUCCUCCUCGGGGGGCGCCCUCCCUGCCACUGUCACCGGAGCCGGGCUCGCCUUCAUGUGCAGCCGGCCCAUCUCCGUCCCGGGGCCUCGGCGCCACCACCACAACCACCACCAUCUGCCCCCUAGCCAGACGGGCCUCCUCCGCCGGUCAAGGACUGACAUCUUGGCCGCCACCACUGCCAGGACCACCAUCACCACCAGCAAUGGCAACCGAGGGCGUACGACAAGCGAGGGGGAUGGCUGUAAAGUUGGCUUGCUCUCUGGAAGCCCCUUGAGCCUCGAGGCUGCGCAAGCCCCCCUCAGCCACUCACACUCUCUGACUAUGGCCUGUUGCCCCCUGCCUGGCCCAUCAGCCACACAAUCCAGUCGCUCUCUGGCCUUGGGGCACUCACCCUCCUUAGUGUCCAGGCUGGGCCAGCAGACUUCCAGUUGCAGCGCCUCGGCCUCCGGCUCCCCUGGCGAUCCUGCUGGUUUCGUGGCCUUGGAUGACCUGGGCUCCUCUUUGACCAUGAACAGUAGCAACCUCAGCAACACCCCAGAGACGCCUCCUGGCCAGGAGCUGGACAACUACAUGGCCAUGGAACGGGGACAUUUCCAUUACCACCCUUGCCUUUGUGAGGGCGCCGGAAGAGACAGGGCUCUCAGGAAGCGUACCUACUCAUUGACGACACCGGCACACCAUUGUUUGGUGCCGCUUUCCUCAGCCUCUCUGGAUGAGUACACGCUCAUGCGGGCCACAUUAACCACCAAAGCGUCCUCCUCCCCUUCCCCAAGGAUGACCUCUGCUCCUUAUCAUGAGGAUUACUGUGAUGUGGACAUUGGAUCUGGGGGCACCAGCAGCAGUAGCAGCUUACACCUUGGCUGCAGCGGGGGUAAGGAGGAAGGCUACAUGCUCAUGGCCCCCCAGGCAGUAUCAAUUUUGCCAGUGCAGGAUGGUUGUGAUAGUUACCUGUCUCUGAGUCCUGCUAGAGUGUCACCACCUGGACAAGUUUUGUACCCUCUCCCUUACAGGAUCAGCAGUGAGAGCUCCUCAGAUGACAGCGGCUACAUGCACAUGUGGGGCACAGGCACUGGUCUGUCUGGGGAGAGCCCAGAUGGGAGGCCAGCCAGCGGUGACUAUAUCAACAUGUCCCCCUUGUUUCCUCCUUUGUGUAGACCUUCUCCUUCUGCCUCAUGUGAUGGUUUCAACAAACAGGGCUCUGGAAGGCAGUCCAGCUGCGUCUGUAGCCCUUCCCAAGCCUACUGGAGCCAGCCAAAUGCUCUGGGUGAAAGAAAGAACAGUGACCAAUAUAUGUUUAUGAGUUCCCCAGAAGGGAGACUGAACCACAUUCCCAAAGCAGAAGUCAGCCACACCGCAAUGCCUUUACCCCUGCACCACAGCCGAACAGAGUAUUUCCUCAACCAGCAGGAAGGCAGUGACCAACUCAGUCAUCAUUCCCUGGGGUUGUUGUUGCCCAGCAUGGAUGAGCCCCCCACUUUAAAUGAACCCCAGAGUCCCAGUGGGGAAUAUGUCAACAUUAGCUACUCUCAGGGACCACUCUGUUACAGCUCCACCUUCUUGCUUGGCUCCAACUCCAGUGGUCGCAGCAGCUCCCUUAACUCCAGCUAUACAAACACUAAAUCGGAUGGGUCACGGUCAGGUGCCAUUUCAGUGGAGUCCUUGGAGGGAGUGCUUUUGCCAGACGCCUGCCCUAGCCCAGGGCACUCUGACAAGCCUUAUGUAAAGGUAGGAGGGACACAGGGGGCUUGCCUUUCCAGCCCACUUUCAGAGGCUGGUGACUAUACAGAGAUGCUUUUCACAACAGCCACUGCUCCACCCCAGCCCAUCUCACAUAAGCCGGAACCGGUUCGUGUAAGCAGCCCAAUUGCUGGACUGAAGCGGCUUACGCUUUCUGGGUUGGAGACCUUUAUCUUUACCAGUCCUCCUCCUGAUCCCAAUCAUGGAGCCAAAGUAAUCCGUGCUGACCCUCAGGGACGCCGCAGACACAGUUCAGAGACGUUCUCCUCCACUACCACUGUGACCCCUGUUUCUCCUUCUUUUGCACACAAUCCCAAGCGACACAACUCUGCCUCUGUGGAAAAUGUGUCCCUCAGGAAAAAUGAAGGCUUAGUGGAGGAACAAAACAGCAGCCCCAUGUGCCGGGAGACCUCUGCUGGCUUCCAGCAAGGCCUCAACCAUAUUGCUCUUGGUGCAUUAGAGGGAGACCAUCUGGCAAAUGCUUAUAAAGGCAAGCACAAAGGCACACAUCCUCUCAAUGGGAGUAUUGAUGGUACUUAUACCACUACAGAUUUCCAGACCUGCAGUCUUAAUGAAGCUUCAGUAAAAGUUUGUUAAGAGUUGUUGCCAUAUUGAUUCCAACGAACAAGAGACAAAGUUGAAUGAAGAAGCAUGUUUCACCAUCAUGAACCCGACGUCCAUUUUUGAAGCUGCUUGCAGAUUUUCCCCCCAAAAGAUUAAAUCUUAAAACUACAUUUUAUGUAGCUUUCAGAACAGUUCUUUAUUAAAUUGAAUAGGAACUGAACCAUCUGGGUUGUUUUGCAACACUGUGCUGCUGUUUGCAUAAAUGGUGCUCUUUUAGGAGUUUGGACCUCUUCAGUUGGUGUAUUGAUUAUGGCCAUUACCUUUUCAACACAGAUGAACUAUACAUGUUCUUCAGCAUGGUGGGAUGUUCCACUUGCACAUACUACAGCAGUGAAAUAUGGUGUUUAAUUACUGGUGUCCUUUUAAACCUCUGCAGCACUACCUCAGAUAAGAAUGAAACUGGAUUUGUAUUGCAUUGCCUAGCAUUAUUCUGUAUCUUACUGCUGAAUGCUGUACAGUCACCAACCUUAUGGAACCUACAGUAUCAAAAAAUAACAGAAUGGUGCUGGUCACUUGCUUCUUAGUUACUAGCUGCUCUGUUAAUUUAUCAGGUAGCGAUGAGGAUGAGAAAUUAAAGAUUUUAAACAAACAGAAACUUGAAAGCUUAGAUUCCUAUGAAUAUAUUUAUGAUCAUUGUAAAACAAGCAACAGAACUUAGUAUGAUUAACUUUUACUAGGAAGUCAUUGGCGGGGUACAAACCGCCGCUUUGCGGCACUCCCCCGCUGCCGCCAUUUGCUCUGCGCGGGAGCCGCAGCAGCCAAACCGCGUGACUCCCGCGCGGAGCAAAAA
This is a messenger RNA of Sceloporus undulatus (fence lizard), 4804 nucleotides long. It is a transcript of the gene IRS2, whose product is annotated as insulin receptor substrate 2. NCBI's taxonomy places the organism in Eukaryota, Metazoa, Chordata, Lepidosauria, Squamata, Phrynosomatidae. Gene Ontology annotation, cellular component: plasma membrane; cytosol. The transcript is spliced from 3 exons. The coding region runs from base 760 to 3987 and encodes 1075 amino acids. Gene Ontology annotation, molecular function: insulin receptor binding; phosphatidylinositol 3-kinase binding. Gene Ontology annotation, biological process: insulin receptor signaling pathway. The record is from RefSeq and is a predicted model, not a curated record.